Lecanosticta acicola is the source of this 849-nucleotide messenger RNA. The record is from the annotation of a GenBank genome assembly. Lineage: Eukaryota; Fungi; Ascomycota; Dothideomycetes; Mycosphaerellales; Mycosphaerellaceae.
AUGGCAGAUUCGGGUGGACCCGAGGUCAAUAGGGCUUUGGUAGGUCCUGCAUCAACCUAGUCACGACUAAACAAGCUAAUGAACGUCAGUGGUCGCACGAAAUGGUUAACUUGAAGAUCAGUGAUGCUGUUACAGCUGAUUCUUCCACUCUCCAGGUAAGCCGUCCCCUCUCCUCUGAUCAGAUCGCAGACUAAUCUUGUACUGCAGGAGGCAGAAGCGGUCCCUCAGACCAAAGCAACCCUCAGCGAUGACCCGAACACCGUCGAGCCUCAACCCGCGCAGUUCCAAACCGCGCAACCUCGAAGAAGCCCCGGAGCGGAAGUCGUCGGCACCUACGAACUCCUCGAGCAGAUCAUGCUCGACCUGCGCCGCCGCGACAUCAUCCUCGCCCAACGCGUCAGCAAGGCCUUCAAAGCCGUCUACGACAAAUCCCACAAAGUGCAGCAGCGCCUGCCCAUGCGCCUCCCGCCACCGGGGCAGACCGUCUUCCACGCCACCCCUACGAGCCAGCUGGGCCCGGUCAACUAUCUCGCCUGGAACUUCCGGGGGGACCACCACAUUCUCAAAAUCUGCCACUUCCAGGGCCGCCGCAAUUCGGGGUCUGCCGCAAGCUGGCGCUCCGUCGUGCUCGGCCUGCCCGAGGUGCCUUCGAACAGCUACGGUGUACUCUCAGACCCAUCCCAUCGGCCCAAUUUUGCUGUCGCGAACAAGCUUAGAAGCAAGUUGACCGGCAACCUCACGCUGGGAGAAUUAGCCGAUCUGUUGUCCGAGUACAUUGGGGCGGAGUACUCACGGAUUGCAGUGGAUUUCACUUUCUUCUUCUUCGACUAUGUCCGCGCGGAAUCCUGA